UUCCUUUUAUUGCCAUCGGUGCCGUGCUGUAGCAGAAAACCCUAAUUUCCGGCAACUAAAAACAAAUCCCAACAGACCUCUCUUUUCUUCCAUUCUCUUCUUCAAAUACGAAAUCGCCCCUCUCUGAUUUCGACAGAGAGCGGUAGCAGGAAAGGUCUCGCCAUGGCCAAGAACUCUUUCAAGCUCCAACAUCCUCUUGAAAAGAGGCAGGCUGAAGCAGCUCGGAUUAGAGAGAAAUAUCCUGAUAGGAUUCCAGUGAUUGUGGAAAGGGCUGAAAAGAGUGACAUACCGGACAUUGAUAAAAAGAAGUAUCUUGUACCUGCUGACUUAACUGUGGGGCAAUUUGUUUACGUGAUUCGAAAGAGGAUGAAUCUGACCCCUGAGAAGGCCAUUUUCAUCUUUGUGAAGAAUCUUUUGCCACCCACUGCUGCUCUUAUGUCUGCAAUCUAUGAGGAUAACAAGGACCCAGAUGGCUUUCUAUACAUGACUUACAGUGGCGAAAACACAUUCGGGGCCUUGUUUGGCAAGCAUUAGAACCCAUGUAAAUAAGAACAUGGAUGGAAAGGUGUAUAUUCUCUUCAAUCUCCCCAUAUCUUGCUUUUCAAUGGUAGUUGAACCUCUGUUUUUUUUUUUUUUUAAAAUUGAUCUUCAUCUCUUUUAUUGUUACUUUAAAACCACCAUUGGAAUGUCAGUACGUAAGAGAACAGUUUGAAUGUCAAUAGCCUUCAGUGAAGUAAGAGUUUUUAGCCGUUGAAUCUUU
Messenger RNA from Magnolia sinica, 760 nucleotides. RefSeq names its product autophagy-related protein 8C-like. The transcript has 6 exons. The record is from RefSeq and is a predicted model, not a curated record. NCBI's taxonomy places the organism in Eukaryota, Viridiplantae, Streptophyta, Magnoliopsida, Magnoliales, Magnoliaceae. Gene Ontology annotation, biological process: cellular response to nitrogen starvation. The coding region runs from base 163 to 534 and encodes 123 amino acids.